This is a messenger RNA of Venustampulla echinocandica, 792 nucleotides long. RefSeq lists its product as uncharacterized. The record is from RefSeq and is a predicted model, not a curated record. The transcript has 3 exons. Gene Ontology annotation, molecular function: oxidoreductase activity, acting on the CH-OH group of donors, NAD or NADP as acceptor. Lineage: Eukaryota; Fungi; Ascomycota; Leotiomycetes; Helotiales; Pleuroascaceae. Bases 1 to 792 code for a protein of 263 amino acids.
AUGGCUAACCCAAUGACUUCGAUGUUCUCCCUGGAGGGACAAACUGCGCUGGUCACAGGCGGGACCAGAGGUAUCGGCCAAGCUGCUGCUGUAGCGCUCGCUGAAUGCGGGGCAGAUAUCAUAUUGAUACAGCGGGAUAACACCCAAGACGCGACCUUGAAGUUGAUUGAGGCCACAGGAAGGAAAGCAACAGUUUAUACAGCUGACCUGUCUUCGCAAAAAGAUGUCGCAGCCCUGACGCCAUCUAUCUUGAAGGAUGGGCAUAAAAUCAAUAUAUUAGUCAAUUGUGCUGGAAUUCAACGGCGACAUCCCAGUGCCCAGUUUCCUGACAGUGACUGGAACGAGGUUAUACAGGUGAACCUGAACACGGUCUUCGCCUUGUGCCGAGAUAUUGGAGCUCACAUGUUGACCCUCGACCCUUCUCCCACCACCGGCCGUCGCGGCAGCAUUAUAAACUUCGCCAGUCUACUCACAUUCCAAGGUGGGAUCAACGUGCCCGCAUACGCAGCAUCGAAGGGCGCAGUGGCACAACUGACGAAAGCCCUAUCGAACGAAUGGACCUCGAAGGGCGUAACCGUUAACGCGAUUGCACCGGGAUAUAUUGCCACAGAUAUGAAUACCGCACUAUUGGCGGAUGAGGCCCGGUUGAAGAGUAUUACUGAGAGGAUUCCAGCUGGCAGAUGGGGUACUGCGGAGGAUUUCAAGGGGAGUGUGGUGUACUUGGCGAGUAAGGCGAGUGCGUAUGUUUCGGGACAUGUGCUUGUUAUUGAUGGUGGCUGGAUGGGACGAUGA